CUCUGACACACCUUCAACUGGCGCAGAGUGGUCGAGGGACAGUGAGGGUGACGCAGGGAGGGUUUAAGUAAAGUUGAGAGGAACCCGAACCAUACAAAAGAAGCAAGUACACAGAGCAUCGCACCAUCUGCAGGGACCUUUCUGACCCACUGCUACCACAGGGCUCUGUCAGUCCGCUGUCAGGAUGAGCUGGGUGAGCGCACUCUUGCUCCUCACGGUCAUCGGGGAAGUUUGGACCUGUCUCCAAUACGGCGACAAGAAACGGCAGAGUGACCUGUGCCGACUCGAACUGACCAAGGCAAUCGUCUAUGCCAAGGUGGUGGCCAUCUACAAGAAUCCCCGCAGGGGACCCUACAACGAUGCCCCCACCAUGGAAGUUCCUUCGAAAGAAACGUAUUGUGCGGAGCUGGAACCGCUGUGUGAUGUGUUUAUGAUCCCGUGGUUCCAGUGGUGGAUGCCCAGGGACAGGUUUAACCUGACUGGACUGGGCGACUUCGACUGUCAAUCUUACACCGUCAUGGAAAACAACACCUAUUUUUUCUCGAUCAGGAGGGAUGAAAAUCACAACUUGGUGCCAGAUGGAAUCAAUGACCAGGAUCCAAUUUUCCCUGACACCCCCGAAAACCAUAAGAUGUUCUUUAGCCACAUCCAGUUCUCCAAUUGUGUCAGCGGCACCAAUCAUCAGACGUACUCACCCGAGUGGGAAGCGCAAGAGCAUAAUCCGUUCCACUGCACAAGCGUGCAGAAGGCCCUUUAUGCAGAGGUAGACCGGGUGCAGAUGCUCAACGAGAAAGUGAAGUCUCUGGAGAAGACCAUCAACCAUCUGCGUGAGACGGUGAAGAGAACUAAACGCUCACUCAGGCAGGUGAAGAAAGAGAGCAAGCGGGAAGCAAUGCUCAUGAAACAGCAGCAGGACAAGUAAAGAGGAAAGUUGAACGCAAAGCAGGACACUGGCAAAACGAUCCUGAAACCAGUCAAGAAAACAGUCAACACCAAACUGUAACGUUGCAGACACACGGGUUGUAAUGAUCUGUAAGUUGGAGUCGAAAUGCUUCCAUGCAUUCCACAUGGAAACUACAUCAACUUUAACAGCAAUCUAUUCUCAGUAACAUUGUAGUUGUGUGAACUAGAAAAAUAUAGUUGUAGCUUAGCUUUCACAUUUGCGUUAUAUUUCUCAGCCAAUUUAUCUCAGUUUAUUCCUGUUUAUAGCAAGAGUAAUUGAGUUUAGAUAGAAGCAAGUUGAAACAGGCAUGGGACCCAAUGCAGAAAACUGGUGGAAACCUCCCUGCAGUGAUUGGCAAGUUGGCAAAACGGUGGCAAGAUUCCACAGGGAAACAAUAUUGACGUGGAAAAUAUAACAAACUGCACCAGGGCAGGAAUUCUUGAUGUAUUGGGAGGAAACAUUUAUUAGUAAGAGCAGCUUUUACACAGUCCUGUCUACACGUUACUGACUAGUUCAGCAUUUAAAGCUAAACUAAUUGGUUUAUUAAAUUUGUUAACUCCGUCAUUGAUGGGCUCAUUUCAUUGGAAGUUUUAAAUUCAUGGAUAAAAACAGACUAAUGAUAUUUAAAACACAGAAAUUGCAAACUGUGAUAGAGUAAUAGAGAUACAGCACGGAAACAUGCCCUUCAGCCCACCGAGUUCAUGCCGCCAUCAACCACCCAAUUACACUAAUCUGACAUUAAUCCCAUGUUUUAUUCUCAUUAAUUCCCCUGAUUCAAAAGUGAAAAAACUAAGACUAAAAUUUUCCAAUGAUAAAACAAUCUGAAAAGCUCAUUAAGCAGGUAAAAAUUCCUCAGGCAUUUAAGCCUUUCAUUAAUACUGAGUCCAUUGCUAAUAAUACUGUAAUUUGGUUUAACUGCAUGGAAAGAUUUCACGGAGUGCUGGAGUAGCUCAGGGGGUCAGGCAGCAUCUCAGGAGAAGAUGGAUAGGUGACGUUCCAGAACUGAAACAUCGCCUGUCCCUGCCGCCUGAGAUGUUGCCUGACCCACUGAGCUACUCCAGCACUCUGUCAUUUUAGCAAACCAGAAUCUGCAGUUCAUCGUUUCUUCAUUUAAAGAUUUUUUUUUUCCAAAUAUAAAUGGUUAAUUUGAAUCACCAUCACCAGCAAUCCAUUCAAUAAAGUUAGUGUUCAGACAUCCAGGACCACUUUUCAUUAGGAGUUUGCAAUGCUUUAAAUCACAAUUUCUUUUGUUUAGCUGGAAUAGACUGUGCUUUUUUUCUGUGGAAUGGUUUGUGAAUGUUGCUUCAUGCCAUGAUCAAGCUUAAUAGGAAGCUGAGGGUAAUUUUAUUUUACACAUAGGGUGGUGGGUAUAUGGAACAAGCUGCCAGAGGAGGUAGUUGAGGCAAGUACUAUAAUAACAUUUCAUAGAAACUUGGAUAAGGUACAAGGAUAGGAAAUGUUUAGAGCGAUAUAGGCCAAAUGCUGGCAGGUGGGACUAGCAUAGAUGGGGCAUUUUGGUCAGCAUAGGCAAGUUGGGCCGAAGGGCCUGCAUCCAUGCUGUAUAACUGUAUAACGCUACAACUCUUUCUGUUUCACGUCCUGCAUACUGCAUGCCAUUCACGUGAGGAGGUGUGUGGGUGGGCUCAAGUGGAAUCAUCCAAAUGGAAUAUAAGGUUGUGGGUGCCCACACACUUAAAUAUUCCUCCAAUAGUUGAAUCAAUUAUCGUCUUGUAUGUGUGUGUAAUAUGCAAAACAAGGAAUUUCACUGUGACAUGUCACAUGUGAUAAUAAAGUAUCAAUCAAUCAA
Molecule: messenger RNA, 2750 nt
Organism: Leucoraja erinaceus (little skate)
Lineage: Eukaryota; Metazoa; Chordata; Chondrichthyes; Rajiformes; Rajidae
Product: coiled-coil domain-containing protein 3-like
Exons: 3
Coding region: 185-922 (245 amino acids)
Biological process (GO): negative regulation of gene expression
Cellular component (GO): extracellular region
Source: RefSeq, a predicted model, not a curated record